Molecule: messenger RNA, 381 nt
Organism: Angiostrongylus costaricensis
Lineage: Eukaryota; Metazoa; Nematoda; Chromadorea; Rhabditida; Metastrongylidae
Source: the annotation of a GenBank genome assembly
AUGAUCCGCCCAAGAAGUGGUGACUUCAUAUAUACGGGAGACGAGAUUGAUGUUAUGUUGGAGGAUUUACGAGCCAUGAAGGGCAUCGGCGUUACUGGAUUUGUGUUUGGAGUCCUGAACAGUAGCGGAGCUUUGGACGAAGCCAAUUGUUGUCGACUCAUACAAGCUGCUCGACCGCUUCGUUGUACUCUUCAUCGUGCGUUUGAUCUGGUGAAAGACUGGAAAACAGCACUCGAACUAGCGGCCAAAUUGGGUUUCAAGGCGAUUCUUACAAGUGGCCAAGCAGCAACAGCCAUGGAUGGCGCCCGUCGUUUGAAGAAGAUGCAAGAAGCGGCCGAAGAUAGGCUACAAAUUAUGGCUGGUCCGUUAAAAUUGACGUGA